This is a messenger RNA of Halichondria panicea, 1738 nucleotides long. Its product is annotated as DNA ligase 1-like. The transcript has 9 exons. The record is from RefSeq and is a predicted model, not a curated record. Lineage: Eukaryota; Metazoa; Porifera; Demospongiae; Suberitida; Halichondriidae. Bases 120 to 1583 code for a protein of 487 amino acids.
AGUUACACACGUCACUUGUGUGUGUAGGGGGAUUCCCUGGGGAUUUCCCUAGUCACAUGAAGGUCUCUUGGAAGACUCAGAGAAACUAGCAAGCAAAUAUCUGGUGUUCUGCAGUUAAUAUGGAGCCCCGAGUGUUGCAAGAGGCUCAUGCUACUCCAGACAAGAUCAAGAGUGCACUCGUCUAUAAUGACGAAGAUGCACUAGACACUGGAAUGCAGAAAGUUCAACCUCUGCCAUUUCUAGACGAGGAGAUUCACAAGUACGUCCAGGUGAUUGAAGCUUCCAUUCCAGACGCAAAGAAAGUCAACGAUGCUGUCCCUGAGAGAGUGCGAGAGACGGUAGAGACUGUUAUACGAGUGGCCAAAGAAGGGAAGACCACUCUGUUCAAAGCUAGUGACGUUCUAGAACUGACUGCGGACGCCUACCAAUAUGCACGGAGAGCUUACAUCGAUGAUUUCGAACUGGAGAGAGAAUCUGGGGCUGUGCUGAAAAACUAUGAUGAUGCGUUCAAACGUAUGAUUCAGAAUCGGAUUGAAACAAAAGUGGACGACGCAGAAGAAGAUUUGAGGGACUGCCGUGACCUGUUGAAUGAGGCAGUGCAAAAGGCUGAGAAGGACAGACGGAGACUUGCCGAGAGAACUGAGAAAGAGGAAGGUAAUCUUUCAGAGGAUUCACUCCACGACAUUUGUACAAACACUCAAGACAAUAUCAAGGACGAGAAAGCUGAGCUAGAGCAUAUUAUUGACCAGUGUGACAAAGAUAUCACAAAGAUUGACAAAAGUUUAGGUGAGUUUCACAAUAACAUGGACCAAGCUACUAUGGAGCAAAGGCAGAAGAAGCUUAGUGAAGAGAAACAGUUGAAACAGAAUCGAGAGAGACAGCGCCAGUUGGAAGAAGAGCUAGCACGCCUGAAAACCCAGGAGAUGUACUUGAUGGAUAGUCUUGAGACUGGAGAGCAGAUCCGAGAACAGACAGAUAGUGCAAGGGAGGGGGCAAAUCAGGAGGUGGAGGAAUGGAAGACAAAAAUUGCAGAGCUCAAGAAGCGCACUCAUACUUCCCUCGACAUUGUACACCGUAUGGAAGAAUGUACUGAUCUGAUACUGAGCAAUGCUAAAGAGAAGAAGAAAGAAUGGAAGAAAAGGCUGGCUACUAUGGACAUGGACAGUCUGCUUGAUUACAGGGAUGCCCUCAUGGCCCAAGGAGUGCUCUUCACAGUAAUUGCUCAAGAAUCAAGCAGCAACUCAAAGUAUGCUUCCAUCCAACUCAAGCAACUUGAAAGUGAGAAAAGAGAAGCUUCAAAGACAGGGUUUAUGUUUCUGGUCAAAGAGCUCGGGGAGAAGGUUCAGAAGUACACAGUUCAAAAGGAGAAACUCCAAACGGAGAUAGGCAGAAUGACUGACUUGUUGACAGAGGUCCGUGAUAAGCUCAAAGAUGCUGAUGCAAAGAUCAGACAGCUACGUCCCUCUUUCCGACUGGACACCUUGGAUGACAAAUUCAAAAACUGGAAGAAGACCAUGGACCAAGCUUUUGAGAAAGGUGCUGCAGCUGCUGUGAACUUUAACUCCAUUGGGAACUACAACUAAUGUUUGUAUGACACUUUAUAUGCAGUGGUAUAAUACGUAGCUAUUGUUUGUUCAUAAUUAUCAUAGUGCUGAUAAUUUAUAGUGGUUUAUACUUAUUUUGUGUUUUUUUUUUUAUAAUACCUUUUGUAUGCUUUUGUAUGAAGUUUUUGCCCCAA